CUUUAGCACUGGUUUUGGACCACAUCCACAUCACAUCCACAAAAUAAGUCCAAUAAGUCUCCCUGCUUUCUUUUUCCUUUGCUCAAGGACUAUACAGAGUCCUCCCAUUUGCAGUGUCUUGAUUCUGCCACUAAGACACACCUUCAAACAGUCACUAGCGAAUGGCUGUCUCUCACAUUGGGUGUCUCCACCACUUACCCAUCUUCCUGUGGCAGUCCAGUCCCACCUACCCCUCCUCCAUUACCCAGCAAUCUACACUACACUGGCCCCCAGUCCCCUGCUCCACUUGUGCAAAUGUUCACCCCACCAAAAAACCUUUCCUCAAAAUGCUCCCCUUUUUCUAGCCAAGGACCAAUCACUUCAGAGUCCUCAAAUAUUUUGCUUCAUUUCCAUGAACAUCUCAACAGAGAUAAACUGACAGCAAUAGAUGUACCAGAAACAUUCGGUUUACCAGUGAAACGGAUUACAGACCAUAAUCAAGCUCUGUUAAGAAUGGAACGAAAGGGGCAUGAUGGUAAAAAGUUCUUAGAAGAUAUGUAUUUAAAGGAGCAAAGCUUGAAAAAAAACUAUGACCCAUCCAAGCUAAUAAACAAACCUGAUCCAUAUGAUGAACUUAUGUCAAUGUUUCUGAAAAAUCAACUCUAUAAUGAACUUGAAUUACGAUUGGCCAGUCGAUCAAAAAACAAUCGAGAAGUAUUAGCUGAUAAGUCAAUGUCCUUCAGUGCAAGCCACAAAUCAGAAAAUAUACUGGAUAAACAUCAUGAUAUCUAUGAGAAAAAGGCUGAGGAGCUGCUGUCAGUCAUUUUGAAUGAGAAAACAGAGAUUUACAGUCCUGUAGCUGCUAUAAAAUGGGAGGAACUUCCUGAGUUGUACAUAAAGGAAGAGGAGGAUGAAACAAACAACAGAUCAGGCUUGGAGAGUGUUUCAAAAAAAGAGGCUGACUCCUCCUCCAUCACUCCAUCUCUGCCAUUCUCCACCUCCCCCAUGCCUAAUUCCUCCCUUACUCUCUCUUCCACUAGUUUUUCUCCACCACACAUUGAAUCAUCUGCCUCUGCUGUUCACUAUUCUCCACCAUCUUUUUCCAAAGCUUCUUCAUGUACUCCUCCUCUUUCUCUUCCUCUUGCUUCAUCUCUUCCUUUGGUGCCCUAUUCCUCCUCUGUCCUCCAAACCUCAGUUGUUUCUUCUCCCUCAGACUCUCCUCUCCCUCCAUUAUCUCUCUCCACUCCUCCUCCUUCACCUCCUCUGUCUCCUCCAAACUCCCCAAUCCCUCUUCCUCCUCCUCCUUCAUCGACUCUCAGUAUUCCUACUCCUUUGCUUUCUUCUUUCCCUUCUAACAAUCAAUCAUCUCCUUCUCCACCUCCCUCAUUUCCGCAACCCCUUCCUCCAUCUGUCCUCUCUCAGCUUUCCUCUCCUACUUCCACUCAUAUUCUCUCAAAUAUCCCUUCCUCCCACUCUUCUUCUCCUCAUCUCUCCCCAAUCCCCCCAUCUCCUCCUUCAUCUCCUAUUCCUUCUUUGCAUCCUCCUCUUUAUUCCUCCUGCCAGCCUCUUCUACCAACUAUUCCAGCCUCUCCACCCUCCACUCCCUCUCCUCCUCCAUCUUCUUCAGACCAAAUCCCAUCUCCUCCCAGGUCUCCUUCACUCCUCACCUCUCCUCCUCCCUCCUCUGUGCCUGUAGUCUCCACUCAGCCCUCUAUUCCUCCUCUCUCACCACGUUCACAGCCUCGUUCUCCUAAGAUUAAGGUAAAAAGAAUGAACAAAACAAUGUAUUCAGGGCUGCUGUGUGGUGCAUGUGAUACAACCUGUAAUGUUUUCAACAUUAAACAACCCUUAAAUGUAAGAUCAUAUCUGGAUAUGAACCUUGAACCCUCACGAAAAAAAAUAAAUAAAAAGCCUUGUGUUGCAGUAGAAGUAUUAAUUUGACACAAUGAUAAGGGUUAUAAGUAAGGUCUUAAAGGUCUAGUUGACCCCAAAAUGAAAAUUUUGUUUUUAUUUAUUUAUCUUCAUAUUGUUCCAAACCACCAAUAGAAAUACCAAGCUGCCACGCUGUUCCUGAUGAGCAAAGCCAAGCUGCAACAUAUGAACCACUUUUAUGGUGCCAUUAUGGUGUUUUCUAUUGCCAUGCAAAAUAUAUCAAUACAAUAUCGAUUAUGAAUUGGUUUAUUUAUCCUUAUUGACUGAAAUUUGAUAUUUUAUUGUGCAUACUGAAUUAAGGGCUGCCCCCUAAUAGUUGAGUCGACUAAUCGUUAAUCGACCAGAAGAGGCUUGGUUGACCAAAAUUUUAUUAGUAGCUAAGUCGCAGAAAAAAAUAAAUAAAUUCACAUUAGCGAAGUCACACAGUUUGUGACAGAUCGUUAACAGUAGUCUAUGGUGAUACAGUACAUCAGGCAGGACAUCCAAAUGCUCGCCUAUCAUUCAUCGACCUCAAAUAUGGCUUAUCAUCUGAAAUAUGUAUUAGCAACUUUACAUGGCUGCUCACUAAUGUUAACCUAGAGAAAUGUGCACUACUGAAGUGUCUGUGCGGAGUGUGGAAGAUAAACAGUAGUGCUCACUGCAGGACAGAUGGAGGCGCUGGUGCAUCUUGCUCUUAAAAUAGUCCCUCAUUUUUGGUCAUACAGAUAACAGUAAUAAAUCUUUCAAAUCUGUAAAGACUCUACAUUAAUUUUUGUGCACUCACAAUAACAAAAAAAUGCACUUUUGUAAAAUAAUGAAAGCAAACAGGAUGCACUUUCUGCCGUCUCGGUCUCUGUGAACUUGAGCACAAAACUCUGUGUAUAUAUGAAGUAUAUCUAUAGAGAGUGAAAUGCCUACUUUCAAAUGAACCAAUUCAAAUGGAAAAUGUGUUGCCGACUUCAUCUCUUAAGUCGAACACAAAGAAAGCAUCAAAUUAUUAAAAUGUUAAUGCAGUCUACUUACUGUUUUUACCCCGACACAUUCAUAAUCAUUCCUUCUGCGGUGAACUGUGGCAUGCUUGAUGCAUGUGCUUGAGCUCUUAUUAGGCUAUGUAGGCAAUUAAAGGCUCAUUAUAAUGAUUUAAAUGGUUUAUUAAUAAACAUGCAAUUAGCCGUCUAAUGCUUCAAAUGAACGACUGCUAAUCGACCAGAAACAUCCUUCGUCAAGGGCAGCCCAAGAAUUUAGCUAAAUAAUUUUGAUGGCUAAAUUCAUUUGCAGCUUUUAAAAUUAUUGUUUUAGUUAUUAGUGUUUAUUUUUGAUUAACUGAUACAAAACAGUAUAUAAUUUUAAGAUUAGCAACUUCUUGGUAAUCAGUCAUAAUCAGACUUUUUUACUAAGUGACUGAUUUUUCGGUAUCAGACAGGAUUUUAAUAUCUGUGCAUUCUUGCCUUUCUGUCCUUAUAAGAUCUUAACAGCUAGUGGUUACUAUGGCUUUUUAUUGCAAGAUAUAUGACAGUUUUUAUAUUCCUCAUUCCAUUAUUUUAAAUAUGGCAUGUAUUAAUAGUGUGAGUGAGAAGUCUGCUUUUUUAUAUGUAUAACUAUGUCUAUCACUUGCCCAAAUUUGGACUGAAGUUAUCAUGAUCCUAUUAAUUCAAGACUCUGGAAUGACUAAACUAAAAUAGAAUUAACAUUGGUAUUGAGAUUAAGUCUGAGAAUGAGGUUGUAAAUAACACUGAGAUGGAUUUUGUAUGGGCCUGCUGAUCUCUGAUUGGUUGCCUUGAAUUUGAUUCUUGCAGACAGUUUAUAGGCAGGAAGUGGUGGUUGAGGGUAAACCACCACGUAGCCCCAUUUCCACCAGGAGGCGCUGUUUAUCUCCCUGUUUAUCACCCAGUAGAGCAAGAAGGGUAGGAUGGAGUGUGCUGUGAUACUAGCAGCAGUGCAGACUGGGAAAUGAAGUCCUUUCUAAUCCCUUUUAUUUUAUUCUCUGGUCGCUUCAUGGGUGGAUUUCCUCUUUGUGUGUAUUGUAACACAACAGGUCUUCUCUAAACUAUGUGAUGACGAUGAAGUCUCACAGAAUGACAUCCUGUGCCUGGAUUUGGCAUGAUAUUCUGACACCUUAAAGCUUUAUAUGCACACCAUACUGACACUUUCCUCUCUCUUUC
Messenger RNA from Cyprinus carpio (common carp), 4052 nucleotides. RefSeq names its product inverted formin-2-like. The coding region runs from base 295 to 1920 and encodes 541 amino acids. The record is from RefSeq and is a predicted model, not a curated record. Gene Ontology annotation, cellular component: plasma membrane. The transcript has 2 exons. Gene Ontology annotation, molecular function: protein binding. Lineage: Eukaryota; Metazoa; Chordata; Actinopteri; Cypriniformes; Cyprinidae.